GGAAGUGAUUAUUCUAUAUUGUUUAAACUUGAUUAUUACGUAAUAAUAACCCCAAUAUCAUUUUUGUAUAUGUUAAACAGAAUAUAAUAAAGUACAUUAUGACGUCAAAUGACGACAACAAUCCCCAUAGUUUCCAAACAGAAGAGGAAUAUAGCAUUAUAAGUCGACAACAUCAAGCGGCCGCUCAACUCGACGAUCCGGAAACAUCUUCACUGAGGUUAAGUCUAAACAUCGACGAUUCGGAACAUCUUAUGACAUCACACCAGGCGUUGGCUACGGCGUACGAACACGUCAAACGUAGAAUCGCUGAUGUGGAACUAACGAACAAAACUUUACAGAAACGACUCAACCGACAUAAUGGUUCCACGGAUCAAAGUUUACCGCCGUCCUCUGUCACUUAUGAUGUCACAAAGGCGUGGGAGGCGUACAAAGAUAAAUGUUUGGAAUGUGAAAGUUUGCGGGAGGAGUUGAGGACGAUGGAACAGCGAUUGUUAAAAUCCCAGAACGUAUUGAAAGUUUCUUCCACUAAAGAUGAGUUACUACGUGCACAAUCAUUACAUGACAGCCUCCUGAAAAAGUUACAACAAUCGGUUUUGGAAACCAACGAGGUUAAGAACAAAGAAAUAUUGGCAAGGGAGGAAUUGGAGAAAGAGAAGGAAUAUCAUGCGGAAGUGAUGCGAGCUACCGAGGCAAAACAUCAUACGAUGCAACGAACCAUCGAUACAUUGCAACAUAAUGAACAACAACUGACCCAGAGACUCUCGGAAAUGUUGAAGGAAAACAACAUUUUACGAAAAUCAAGCGAAUCAGCGGCACACGAAGCCGAGUUGAAAUAUCAAAGUAUUAUUCAUGAACUUGAAGGCAAAGUAUUGGAGGGCCAACAACAUCGUUGCCGGCUGGAGGAGGAGGUGUUAGAAUUACGUGGGUUGGUGGAUGCUGGGGGCGGUGUCAGCGACCAGGAAGCGGUCGAGUUAGUGUCCGAACUUGAAAGUUUAACCAACGAGAUAAAGUCGUUGAAGCGGCAAGCCUCCCAACACUCGAUGGCGUUGUUGUCGAUGAACGAGAUGUUUACGAACGGACACACCCCACCUAGUGGCAGGGAGGUGGGGAAGUCCAUGGUGGUGAUUUCCCCAAUCGAAGAAAGUAUGACAUCAUCAGGCGUGACAUCAUCAAAUAUGACAUCAGCGUGUAUUACAUCAUCAAACACAGACCCCAACCAUACAGGAGCUGAUUCCCCCACCCCCCAACUACGAUACCCACCACCCCAUAUAUGGACAGGGGGUAAUUCGCAAACGACCAUAGUUUGGCCCCCCAAUUCAAGUUUAGAGAAUUCCCCUGAUGACAUCACCACAACGACGCCAGAGACACAUUCGAGAACAUCUUCCGAUAAUGAAACGUCACAAAUGGCUUGUUACGUCACAGAGGAACAAUUAUCACGCUUCUGUCCGGUUUGUAACAAACCUUUCCCUUUAUCUGCGUCGGAGGCGGAUAUGACGUCACAUAUCAACGGACAUUUCAGUCAAGAUGACGACGCUGAUGACGUCACAAUACUACCGUUACAAUCGCGAUGACGAAACAAUGAAUAUUUAUAUUUAUUUGAAAUAAUUUUAAUUCACAUUCACACGUCACAAUCGGGUAUAUUACGUCACUUAAUAUAUUAAGUUAAAACUUUUUGACAAAU
This is a messenger RNA of Ciona intestinalis (vase tunicate), 1681 nucleotides long. The record is from RefSeq and is a predicted model, not a curated record. NCBI's taxonomy places the organism in Eukaryota, Metazoa, Chordata, Ascidiacea, Phlebobranchia, Cionidae.